Anisakis simplex (herring worm) is the source of this 249-nucleotide messenger RNA. The record is from the annotation of a GenBank genome assembly. Lineage: Eukaryota; Metazoa; Nematoda; Chromadorea; Rhabditida; Anisakidae.
AUGCGUAGACGUGCAAAAGAAUCCAAAAAUGCAAAAGAAUCCAAAAAUGGUCCAACAGCGAGGAGACUGCCUGAUAGAUGGAUAGACUACGAUCCGGUGGGCAAGCCGUUGACAGGUACACGAUUCAUCGCGUUCAAAACACCGCUCAGUCAUGAUUUCUUCGUGAAUCGCGGUGACGACUUCAACGAAGAGGACGUUUUUGAAGUGGACACAAUUAUGUCGUAUGUGAGUUGGUUCUGUUUCCAUUAA